Messenger RNA from Erigeron canadensis, 2660 nucleotides. RefSeq names its product F-box protein CPR1-like. The record is from RefSeq and is a predicted model, not a curated record. The coding region runs from base 1345 to 2376 and encodes 343 amino acids. The transcript has 2 exons. NCBI's taxonomy places the organism in Eukaryota, Viridiplantae, Streptophyta, Magnoliopsida, Asterales, Asteraceae. Gene Ontology annotation, molecular function: protein binding.
UAUAUAAGCUAAUAUAUUUCUGUAAGCAGAUCACUGGCAGAUCGAUUAUUCUUUUUAUCGGGUCUAAUGUUCCUAAUGGACACUGAAAAUAAUAGCUUAAUAUUCACUUAUCUGUUCAAUGCAUGGGUCUGGUAGCAAAGAUGUCUUCAGAAAUUACUUAUAGCUCUGUGACCAAACCCCUCUUAUGAUUAUUGGGUUUUGGGUAGGCUUAUUAUCUUAAAUACCAGUGAAACACACCCGCAAAAGCAUGAGCCCAUUGGAGGGACUUUUGUGACUAAUGAGGUCUUGGUUAAAGCCCUGCCUCUAGUGUGCCCCGCUGUGCCAAAGGAGUUGCUUAGAGCUAUUCUUUGUAGGGUGGAGAUGAAUUGCAUGGAGCCAUUCUUUGUGGCGUGGACAAUGGCUGGUGCCAAAAAGGCAUCCGGGGUAAAGGGUUAAUCCUCUUAAUUACCUGGAGGAACCAACAGUUUAAUCCUCUUCCACUUUUGCAGGCUAUAAAGUUAUGGCCACUAAUUGCUCACAUUAAUGAUGAUUUAAGAGAUGGAAAUUAAGUAAUUACUGAGUAUAAAAGGGCAGAGCUAUGUACCCGAAAAAUUUCAUGGUACUGUUAUAUCAAUAAUAAAUUAAUAAAGUUAAGUUUUUUUUUUCUUAUUUGUAAAUUUUGGCCUACCUUGAAAUUUUUUUAGCUUAUCGAUGGAAUAGACUUACGUAACUUAAUGGCCUAAAUGACCAUAUUUUGACCCUUAUUGGUUUUUGAUUAUCAUUUGUCAUUUUGGCCCACCUUGAAGGCUCGAAGCCAAAUCCUGGCUCCCACAAAGAUUAUGACGGUUAUGAUCAAUAAUCUUACUGAUGGCGUAGAAUUCUAGUUCAGGGAACCAUGAUGCUGUAGAUACAUUUGAAAUAGACUGUAUAUAGCUAAUUCAAACGGUGAUAACAGUGCCUAGCUUGUAAGUUCUCAUUAUCUUCUUUGCGGUUAAGAUAUGGUAUAACGGAUUUUGUUUGUAUUAUUUUUGAUGAUCUGUAGAUUACACAGUUAAUUGCUAAGAAGUCACAAUCUAUAUAUGCUUAUAAGCACACUCUUGGUAAGUAUGUGAUGUUCAACGAAACCAGUAAGCGUAGAUAGUAAGUUUCUAAAAGCCAUCAAUGUAAUUAAAAUUCGCCCAUGCGGUAUCGUGUCCGUAAAACUUUCGGAAUCAUGACGUGUCUAUAUCUGAGUGGCCAAUGGCAAUUACUAUACUCCCUAAAUAAAUAUAUAUUCAACAAAGAUAUCUCCAUAUAUCACUGACCCCCACCCCCCAACCCUUUUUUUUUCCUUUUCCAUACCCAAUCACCGAAACUAGGGUUUCGAUGGAUCAUCUUUCUGAAAUCCAUGAGCAGAUACUCAUAAGAUUGAGUGUGAGGGAUCUGAUCCGAUGCAAGAGCGUGUGUAAGUCAUGGCUAUCUUUGAUCUCUAAACCUCAAUUCAUCAAAGCCCACCUUAACCAAAAUGAUCAAAUUGAUCGCAAGAAUGACAUAAUUGGACAUAGAAGAAUUGUUAUGUCUAAAUUACCUUAUAACUCUGAUGGAGCUUUUGAAUUUGACAACUACACAUUUGACUUCUGUCGAAGUCAUCUACUCGGUUCUGCUAAUGGUCUGGUAUGUGUCUCUCUUUCCCGUACUGAAAUUGUAAUAGUUAAUCCUUCGACUAGAGAGGUAAACAAAAUAACCAAACCGCAAAUUCCAGCUGAAACUGGGCCCCUCUUUUGGGGCUUUGGUCAUGAUUCAUAUGUAGAUGAUUAUAAAGCUGUUAUAGGGUAUUUAAAAGAUGAGAAUUGUACCUGUUUUCAAGUCUUCAGUUUAAAGGCUAAUACUUGGAAGAUGAUUGAAGAGGUAAAUCAUGCCUUUUCAAGUAGGAUAGGUGUCUUAUGCAAGGGAGCUCUUCAUUGGGUUGCAUAUGAUAACUCAUCUAAAAAGAAUAUAGUUCUUUCCUUUAGUUUAUUGGAUGAAAAGUUUGUGGAAGUCCCUCAACCUGAUGAUGUGAGAUACCAAUAUGAUGUCGCUCAAGAGUUUUUAAUGCGUUUGGGAACUAUGAAAGACUGUUUAUGUGUAUUUCUGCACGAAUCACUUCUUGAUGAAUUAUGGGUAAUGAAGGAGUAUAAUGUUAAAGAGUCCUGGGAAAUCAUUGGGCGUGAACCUGAGGUUAAGUAUGACUUCCUGCACCGCAUGAAACUAUUGCAAAAUUAUGUUCCAAAUAAAGGGACCUUGAGUCGUGAUAUAGGGCUGUCCGAUGGGAGAUUGUUCAUGGGGUCUCCUUUAUUUGUUGAAAGUCUGGUUUCUCCUCAUUUCCACAAGAGACAGAAGAGAAAGAGGCGGCAAGCUAUACAAAAACUUCUGUUGUAGCAUUCUGUGGUGUUCCUAAUGCCAAUGCCAGUAGCAGUUUCAGUGCCGUUGUCAAUGCAAGCGCUAGUGCUAGUAUUAGCUAGUUAUGGUUCCAGAGUUCGAGAAGAAGCUGUCAAGUUGACGGAGGGGGUGACAGGUCAAUGUUCUUUAAUUGGUGUCCAAACUAGCAGACUUAGCUUGAAAUCCCGUACCAUUGGCUUAAAUUUCUUGUGUUUAAUGAUUUUUAGAGUGUGUUCUUAAGAUGGUUACUUUGUUGGAGGCUUAUGCCAUGUUAAUUUUUUUGU